Messenger RNA from Aspergillus mulundensis, 1626 nucleotides. RefSeq lists its product as uncharacterized. Gene Ontology annotation, molecular function: protein kinase activity; ATP binding. Gene Ontology annotation, biological process: protein phosphorylation. The record is from RefSeq and is a predicted model, not a curated record. Lineage: Eukaryota; Fungi; Ascomycota; Eurotiomycetes; Eurotiales; Aspergillaceae. The coding region runs from base 1 to 1626 and encodes 541 amino acids. The transcript is spliced from 2 exons.
AUGGAAGCGGUUUCUUUCGCGUUUGCAACAGCCUCGGUGCUAGAGCUUUGUCUGCAGACCGGGAAAGCCAUAUAUACCCGUUCACAAGCGUAUCGCCGAGCCGAGCCCGAGAUCUACGAAGCGAACAUUCGCAUCCAGGGAAGCUGGCUCAAGAUCGAACACCAGCUAACGGCCUUGCUCGCCGUAUGGGAGGCGUUACCGAGCGACUAUAUACUACACCAAGAGCGGGUACUGCAAGUGCUACAGAUGAAGCUGGAGUCCGCCGCAAAACGCCUGGAUCGUCUAAUGGCAAAUUCACAUGAGGAUAAAGUGGUGUUGGACCCUACCAUCGAUGCUGGGCGACUGCCGGUCAUUCGAACGUUGCCUACCAUCAGCAGGGUCAAGUACGCCCUUUACGCAAAGGCCUCUCUGGAGCGCAUUGUUGAGGACCUGGAUAAGUGGCAGAGAGACUUUGACCCGUCAUGGUUCUUCCUAGGUCGCAUGGCAAUCCCGAUCAUCGACCAGGAGCUGGCUGGCAAGCGAGCGGCGGAGAGUAACGCUGUUCGCACGCUCGUGGAGAUGCGCGAUGCUCGACGGAUAAACGCGUCAGGCACCGGCAGGACUGGUCCGAUAUUCCUCAGCAGUCGUUACAAGAUCACCCAACAAGAGGGCAUAUGUCUUUCCUCCGCUUCCACCGGCCGGAAUUCACUACAUGAGCUCCUCAUUCUCGAUCACGUCCCCGUUACGCAUCCGUCAGAUGUCGAGCACAAAACCAAGGAAGUCCGUACCCUCGCCAAGGUUCUUUCGUCGGUUGAUCCUGAGCUCUCCGGUCUACUCCGCUGUCUCGGGGUCAUCAAGUUGAUGGCAUCGCCUUCGGACAAGCCUACCGGUUUCAACUUUGUCUUCAACCUCCCUCCGUUCCUACACGAUUCCAAGGCUAUCGGUCUACGGUCCGUCUUGCUUGAGAAGCCACCCCAGUACCCCUUAACCGACCGGGUAGCCUUGGCCGUUUCACUCGCCCGUGCAGUCGUCUUCUUCCAUUCCUCCGGAUUCGUCCAUAAGAACAUCCUGCCGGAAAACAUCGUACUCUGUCAACCUUCCCCAGGCACUCUUGGUACUCCCUUCCUAGUCGGCUUCGACCAACUGCGAGCCGCUGAAGGACGCACAUACAUGGCCGGUGAUAACAGAUGGGAAGGAAACCUGUACAGACACCCCGGGCGGCAGGGCAUCCACCCCGAAGAGGAGUACAUUAUGCAGCACGACAUAUACAGCCUCGGGGUGUGCUUACUGGAACUCGGCCUCUGGUCCUCCUUUGUCAAGUACGACGAUGACGACAAUCAAGCCCCACCCACCCCUGCGGAAUGGCUACAGAUUUCCGAGCUCAUCAGCGCCCGGGACAAGCGACGUGCAGCGACUGAAAUCAAAGAGAUACUGAUCAACGUUGCGCAGAAGAAUCUGCCGCGGCUUAUUGGUCGCAUCUACACCGAGGUCGUGGUAUCGUGCCUUACAUGCCUUGAUAAGGACAACGAACUGUUUGGAGAUGAAAAGGAAUUCCAGGAUGAAGAUGGGAUUCAGGUAGGGGUGCGCUAUAUUGAGAAGGUGAGUUUGCUCCUGGAGGAAUCCAGGUACCGGUUGAGUGCUGGGUAG